AGUGUUUGACCCACAUCUUUCUUUCUAUUUCUUAACCACAUUCUUGAAGCUUGAUAUCAUCAUUGUUGGAAAAUUUCAAAGUUUUAUUUUUAAUGUCAACUUUUUAUUUCUAAGUUUCUUGAAAGUUUUGAAACAUACCCUUUAAAUUUCUCACAAAACCCAUUAUUUUUUAGCCACAAAGCUUUGAGCUUUUUGAGCAAAUCAGCCAAAUUUGAGGUAAUUAUAGCUUUUUAAGUGAUUUGAGGGUUUUUGAAGAAAAUGUCACAAAUGGAAGCAGAAAAUGGUGAUGGCAUGUCGAAGAUAGAAGAUUAUGAAGUUAUUGAGCAGAUUGGUAGAGGAUCUUUUGGAGCCGCGUUUCUUGUUCUUCAUAAGACUGAAAAAAAGAAGUAUGUUAUGAAGAAGAUUAGAUUGAGUAAGCAAACAGAGAAGUUUAAGAAGACAGCACAUCAAGAGAUGGAUUUGAUAUCUCGACUUAAUCAUCCAUACGUUGUGGAGUACAAAGAUGCUUGGGUGGAUAAGGCUGGCAUAUGCAUAGUGACGGCUUAUUGUGAAGGAGGUGACAUAGCUGAGCUUAUACGGAAGGCUAGAGGAACAUACUUCCCAGAGGAGAAACUCUGCAAAUGGCUGACACAAUUAUUACUGGCAUUGGAUUAUUUGCAUACUAAUCGUGUCCUUCAUAGGGAUUUGAAGUGUUCCAACAUAUUUCUUACAAAGGAGAAUGACAUUCGUCUUGGUGACUUUGGACUAGCGAAACUCCUAAACUCAGAAGACCUUGCUUCCUCGGUUGUUGGGACCCCCAACUACAUGUGUCCCGAACUCCUUGCAGACAUCCCUUACGGUUACAAAUCUGAUAUUUGGUCGCUUGGUUGCUGCAUGUUCGAGAUUUGUGCACAUCAACAACCAUUUCGAGCUCCUGAUAUGUCAGGACUUAUUAACAAGAUAAACAGAUCCACCAUUUCUCCUCUCCCCAUUGUGUAUUCAUCGACAUUGAAACAGAUCAUAAAAACAAUGUUAAGGAAAAGUCCAGAACAUAGACCAACUGCUGCAGAACUUCUAAGACAUUCACACCUACAACCAUACCUCCUCAAAUGUCACAACCCAUCUACCGUGUUUUUACCCGUGAAACCUCCAAACAGCCCAAAUGAUAAGACUCCGAAGAAACCUUCACCCAUGAAAUCAAAUGACGGAAAAGAUACACGUGAGAGAGAUGUGCAUGUUCAAAAACAAAAAGUACAAGUAACAAAGCAUGAAGAAAAAUGUAACAGUGAUAUGCCUGUUAGAAAUUUACAUAACAACCCUAUAUUUGCAGUAGUGGAAGAAGAAACAAAUCUAGAGACCAAAAGGGUAGACCCCACAAGUUAUUUUAAUGAUAGCGGGGAUACAAGCUGUGAGACUACCAUAGUUUGUAAUGGGGAUGGGCCAGAAAAUUCAGAUUCCGUAGUACAAAAAGUCAGCACAAAGUCGAGCUCGUUGGAUCUUUCGAAUGGCGAACAAGAGGAAACAAGUCUUCCGCUAUUUCAGAAACUCGGUGAUGAUAAUAUUGGAAACGAGACAAUAGACAAUAUUUUGGAGACAUUUAGCGAAAAAGGCGAAUUGGUUGAUGAAGAAAACAUAUCGGCUCAAACAGUCAUUUUUGAGGUGGAUACAGAGCAAACUAAAGCAGUUGAACCCAAACCGGACGAACCUCUUGAUCAAGAACCCGACUUGAAGCUAACAGAGAAAACUGCACCAGUUAACGAACCAUUAGCAACCACACCCACCCCAUCAAGUGACACCAAUAGCAAGACUGAAUGGCUAAACGCAACCCAACAAAGAGCAGAUGCAUUAGAGUCAUUGCUUGAGUUAUGUGCACGGUUACUAAAACAAGAAAAACUUGAAGAGCUUGCUGCAGUUUUGAAACCAUUUGGUGAAGAGACGGUUUCUUCAAGAGAAACAGCAAUAUGGUUAACGAAAAGCCUCAUAGGUGCACAGAAAUUUGCCGGUGGAUCUUGAAAUCUUUAAUAUUAUUAUGUUCUAUACAGGGACUGAACUUGUGACCUUUUUUUCUUUCUUUCUAACUAGUUGGAUAGAUUUACGUGUGUAUGUAUGUAUGUAUGAAUGGUAAUGGUUUUGGGUUGUGGAAACAUAGGUAAUUGGGGAAGGACAUAUGUCUAAAAGAGGAUUCCAGUUUAUAAGUACAUGACUAAACGUCUUAACCCCCAA
This is a messenger RNA of Erigeron canadensis, 2202 nucleotides long. RefSeq names its product serine/threonine-protein kinase Nek6-like. The transcript is spliced from 14 exons. The coding region runs from base 259 to 1992 and encodes 577 amino acids. NCBI's taxonomy places the organism in Eukaryota, Viridiplantae, Streptophyta, Magnoliopsida, Asterales, Asteraceae. The record is from RefSeq and is a predicted model, not a curated record. Gene Ontology annotation, biological process: protein phosphorylation. Gene Ontology annotation, molecular function: protein kinase activity; ATP binding.